Messenger RNA from Linum trigynum, 1081 nucleotides. The record is from the annotation of a GenBank genome assembly. Lineage: Eukaryota; Viridiplantae; Streptophyta; Magnoliopsida; Malpighiales; Linaceae.
GUCUUGGGCCCAAGCCCACUCAAUGAAGCCCAACCCCUAUAUAAGGAGGCCUAAACCUCCAAACUAAAGAGCUCUCUUCCCUUCACAGAUUCUUACUCUAAGGUAUCUCUCUCUAUUUUAUUUCUCUACAUACCCAUUCUCUCCUAUAUUGUACUAACUUGGGCGUCGGAGCGUAGAUCCCGCGGGUCGCCCCCCGUGGGGCAAUUGUUUGGAACCCCAUCGUUUGAUUUCUGGAGGAGGAAAAGAUCAUCUAGCAGUCCGCAUGUCGAAGUUCAUAUUCAAGGUCGCCAACCCUCCAUAUCCACUCUUUUGUCACACUGGUCACGAGGAGCUUGGCAGGUCGGCUUCCAAAGCAAAAUUCAAGGGAAGAGCCCGAAAAAGAAUACAAGACAACAAAUUAGGAGCCAGCAACAUCUCUUCUCGUCGGAUGUUCACCAUCACCGUCGGCAUAGUUCACCUUAGUUUUAGUUUUCGCCGGCCAGUCUUCACCGCCAACCCAAAACCAGAUACUCAUCUCAUCGAUUCAUAUUUGAAGAAAAAAGGAAACGAAAGAUGAGAACAAAAACCAGCACUAGCCAUCAUAGUUGCCGUUCUCGCCGAUUCCCUGUCGCCAAUCUGGCCAAACCGCCAACAAGUUGGAGAGCUAAACUUGAACCAGUCGCCGGAAGACUUCUCCCAGAUUCCGGUGACGUAGCCUGCUCGUCGGGGCUGUGCUCUGCGACGGCGCGUAGGUGAAGCUAAGAAGAAGAAGGCUAGCAAUGGUCAACAUCAUUAUCUUGUGUCCAAUCCUCUCAAAAAAGUGAACGGCACCACAAAUCACGGGAUGGGCAAAGUCACAUCAGGGUCAUUGUCUCUUUCUGACAAAAAAGAGUAGCCGAACCCAUAUAUCGAGAUGCACGAAUAUCAAGGGAGUCUGAUGGAUUGGGAGCGCCUCAGAAUCGGGCUACUACGUCGCAAGGAGGAAGUAGCAAGGAAAGUGAGGGGGUGAACCCUGAAGGAAGAAGCCACUAAGGAAACGCAAAUUGAAGCAGCCGCAAAAGGAGCAAAAAUGCGACGGGAACGAUAAAGAAAUAAGAACGUC